GCAGCGCUCACUCCCGUCCGUCCGCCAGUGCGCGUGUGCGGGUGUGUGUGUGUGUGCGCGAGCCUCCGCCGCCGCCGACAGUGGACCGAGCGGGUCACUUCUGACAAGUGAGAUGGUGAGAGGGGGGACGGAGUGAGGCCAUGGGCUGCACCUCGGCUAAGCAGGUGUCGGCUGUGCCCACCGACGAAGAGGGCCGGGGCAAAGCCUACAGCAACGGUGACCUCUUCACUGAUGAAUAUAAGAUGAAGGGGGUGGAGGAGGUGAAGUACAUGCGCGGAGAAGAGGACCGAGUAAACGCACGCAACCAGGAGAACCUGGAGAAGAGCUCGACGCAGCACAGGACCAAACAGCACAAAGAGGUGCCCGGGCCCAGCGCCAACAAGACCAACAUUCAUACGUCAGAGAGUCAGCAGGAGUUCUUCAGAAUGCUGGAUGAGAAGAUUGAGAAGGGUCGGGACUACUGCUCGGAGGAGGAGGAGGAGGAGGACGAUGUGACAUAGCAGAGAGGUGCCAGAUCUUGCCAGAGAUGGAAAAAGAGAGCGAGUGUGAACUCAAAAAUCAGUGUUUCCUAUGUCUGUGACACUCUGUCGGUCUGAGAGCGAGUGUGCGUGCGUGUGUGAGUGCGUGAGAGUGUGUGCUUGUGAGAGCGAAAGAGCGCAGGACUUUUCCUCAUAGGCUGUUGCACCCUUGACCCCUUCUCCUCUCUCGGGGUUGCCUUGCUUGGAGAAUCUAGAUGGUUUUGGGUGAAGAAAGAACAGCUUGAUUGAUGUAUUAUCAACACAGACUCACUCUGAUGUGAAAUGACGACCCGCCGUCCCCCCCUCCUCCUACAGCCAGCAUUGAAACGGCCCCCUUCCUCCGACUGAGAGAGAGAUUAUGUCGAGGAAAGCAAGAUGAAAGGAAAUGGAGAGAAGAAAGACGACAUGCCCCUCCCAGUCCUUGUUUUAAGUGGCAGGCCAGAGAAAAAUCUGACAUACGGAGGAUCGAGAGGAGAGCUUACCAUCAUCUUCUGGAGAGAGAACGGAGAGCGAAUGUAAAGAUGGAGUGUUGUGGGUUUUUGGGACUGAACAAGAGAGAUAUUUUAAUAAGAGCGACUUUAUGUAUGAACGAACUGGCUGAUUAUUUUGAUAUUUUGAUAAAGAACGAGGUGGCAAGUUUUUGAACAUUUGAUCUGGACUCCUGCCUUUUGAAGGACCUUUUUUUUUAUUUUGUCAAGAUUGAUUUGUUUGUUCCAUAAAUGUGUUGCUUUUUUGCAUAGAUCAGACCUCCUCAAGCUUGUGCUGUAAAGGUCAGGGCUGUGCGGUGACCCCAUAACACACUCGAUCACACAUGCAUAGGCCAAAUUAAUCACCCCACCCUCUUUCCAAACAUAGUAGUUCUCACUUUCAAUUUGAAUAUCCUGGUAUUAUUUGUAAAGUUCUCAGAAAAUGGGCGGAAACAUGGUCAGACUUGUUACCCACGCACAAACCCAAACAUAGCCCUAACAGCAAGCCGCAAGAUGGCACAAUUUAACGUACAGAUCUGUAUCAACUGUCGAGGCUUUUCUUAAUAUAGUUAAUUGACUGUGAAGAAAGCAAACUGGGAUUGUUUGAGGUUUUCAGUGUGUUAAUUUAUGUCUGAGAGCCAGGUUUGACCAUGUUAAUCGUUGUCAGAGGGAUGAGGUGUCUGCUGUAGGCCUGUUUAUGUUUAGCUAUGUUUCUCGUUCAGUUGAGUUGGCUAUAAUGCAUAAAAUUCAGAGACCACUACACUGGUCUGAGGUGGGAUGGGGUCACUUUGGAGACACAGCGCCGACCAAGCAUCUGUAAUUAUAAUUAGUGGAUUAAAUCCUUUUUAAUGUUUAUUUUCGAUAUGUUUUCUUUUUCUAUUAAAAUAUAAGACACGGGA
This is a messenger RNA of Danio aesculapii, 1884 nucleotides long. RefSeq lists its product as uncharacterized. The coding region runs from base 141 to 500 and encodes 119 amino acids. The transcript has 6 exons. The record is from RefSeq and is a predicted model, not a curated record. Lineage: Eukaryota; Metazoa; Chordata; Actinopteri; Cypriniformes; Danionidae.